GUCGUCGCACACGAGCGACAACUCGACGACAAACUCGAGACAAAUACUGAAGUACUCGAAGAAACGACUCAGAGGUCCUUAUGGAGAGAUGUUGGAGUCGAUGAUGAAAACGAAGAACAACAACGAAGACGACACUAAACACAAUCUGUCGUUCAUUCAGGAGUUGUUGCGCGAAACGGCUCAACAGCGCAAACAGUUGGACACCAACGCCAGGGAGACGACGGGAACGGCGGCCGACGCCCACGAACUCAGCACUUCCACUGCUGAAGCGACGCCACAAUCGGACGUGUCGUCCAACGCGACGUCCAUUACGGCGACCAUUGGACGACAUUUGGACACUCGCACUCACAUUGUGGGCGAACUCUACGACACGGAAAAGUCGUUUUGCGAGCAAUUGCGGGAUUUGGUGGAGAAAUACGCGAAACCGUUGUCCGAAAUGCUUAUA
Messenger RNA from Oppiella nova, 445 nucleotides. NCBI's taxonomy places the organism in Eukaryota, Metazoa, Arthropoda, Arachnida, Sarcoptiformes, Oppiidae. The record is from the annotation of a GenBank genome assembly.